UAUGGUAAUCUAUUUAUUUUAUUCUAUAGUCUGGAAUUGCCAAGAGUGCAAAGGGUGGAAAAGGUGGAAAAGGAGGAAAAGGAGGAAAGUUUGGAUCUGGUAAGAAUAAGAAGACUCCUCAAUCUAGGUCUUUGAAGGCUGGACUCUAAGUAUAUAUUUUUGUAAUUUUUAGUUCCCUGUUGGUCGUAUUCAUCGAUAUCUUAAGCAAAGAGUAUCUGCUAAAAACAGAGUAGGAACCACAUCAGCAGUUUAUACAUCAGCAAUUUUGGAAUAUUUAACAGCAGAGGUGCUUGAGUUAGCAGGAAAUGCAUCAAAAGACUUUAAAGGUGAGAAAAAAUCAAUAUAAUUUUUUAGUCAGAAGAAUAACUCCAAGACAUUUACAAUUAGCUAUUAGAGGAGAUGAAGAGCUUGAUAUUCUUAUCAGAGCAACAAUAGCUGGUGGUGGUGUUAUUCCUCAUAUUCACAAAGCCUUAUUAGGAAAAUAAACACCUGAAGGUGGUUAACCAAAAGAAUGAA
Messenger RNA from Paramecium pentaurelia, 516 nucleotides. NCBI's taxonomy places the organism in Eukaryota, Ciliophora, Oligohymenophorea, Peniculida, Parameciidae. The record is from the annotation of a GenBank genome assembly.